UGGUCAUUAGCAACAGUUAGUGUAUAAAAGAUGAGAUCUUCCUACGGAUAUCUUCCAGUAGUGCAAGGAUGAAACUGACGCUCUUGGCGAUAUGCGUUGCAACGGUGAUUCUUCUUCAAAACGCGAACACAUCGGUUGCCCGGCUGAAGUUCCCCGUUUCGGCUCCCUUGAUCCGAAAUGUAGUCCUACCGGAGCAGAAGGACCUUCAAUCUAUGGCUAUGGACGAGGAAUUCGGUCCGAUGGAUACGAUAAGUUGUUUUCCGCCGGCGAAUCGGCGCCAUCGCUACGAGUGGGCCGGUGGUUUUCGUCAGAAACAUAUCCUAGAAGAGCUGAAUUCCGACCACCGCGACCGGCUGUCCGACGACGAGAGUGAACUUGUGUCCAAGGAAGAAUCUAACGACAGUGCAACGGUGGAUGGAUGGGAUAAUCUGAUUGACAAACGGAAUGAUAAGCAUCGGGAAGUGACGGCUGAUGUGUACGCCCAAUAUCCGUCGUCGUGCGCUUGUCAAACAAAGUACGAGCUGCUUGACCUGGGGUACACCCACUUUCCCCGCUACAUCGUGAACGCGAUUUGCCAGAACCGGAACAUCAACAGCCGCAAGUGUUGGCGCGGAUCCCGCUGUAAGGAGAUUCCCUACAAGGUGCGCGUCCUGACGAAGCGUUCCGAGGUAGAGCCGAGCCCGACCGAUGAGGAUCAGGAUCAUCACGCGACGCAGCUGCCGGAACCGCUGAGAGAUUUCUGGCGCUUCAAAACGGUCACCAUUGCUGCCGCGUGCCAGUGUUCGAUCUAGGUUGAUUCCUACCUACACGAAAAUGUACCAUAUUGUUUGGAUAUAAAUUUUACGAUCGCUUGAUGGGA
Molecule: messenger RNA, 859 nt
Organism: Uranotaenia lowii
Lineage: Eukaryota; Metazoa; Arthropoda; Insecta; Diptera; Culicidae
Exons: 3
Coding region: 69-791 (240 amino acids)
Molecular function (GO): prothoracicotrophic hormone activity
Source: RefSeq, a predicted model, not a curated record